AUGCAUCCUCUUACAGGGAAAACAUUUACUUUGCAUGAAUUUGGAAUACUUUCAACAACACCCAGAAGAUAUCGAUCGAAUGGAAAUCUUGAAGACCUUCUUCACGAAGGAACAGAAUUAUUAAAACUAAAUUCACCAGCAAAAUACGUAUAUUUAGAUGAUGGCACACUCGUAAAAUCAUUAUCUGAUGUCCCAUCAGGAUCAAACCUUUAUUUAUCAAUUAAAAAACAAUCACAACUUAAAUUACAAAAUUCUCCUUCAAAAAUUGAUCAAAAUGAUCUUUCCAUAAACAAUGAAGGUACUUUUACUCCGCGAUCUCUAAAUCUUAGCGAGGAUUCUGCUUCUCAAUUUUCUCAGAGCGGCCCUCGUUCUCCAACAUCUUAUUCAUCGAUUUCGACGCCAUCCAAAUUUUCUUUAUCAUCUCCGAUGUCUUCAAGUACUAUUUCAGCUCCAAAAGGAAGAUCUCCAAGUAAAUUACCGGCAAACUACUCUCCUGAGAAAGCUUUGAUACCGGAAGUCAAAGAAUCUCCAUAUGUAAGAUAUCAUCAACUACUUAUCAGUCUUCCAGGAACAACGGAAGAUCAAUUAAUUUAUUCAAUGUUAAAUGCUUAUACAACUGUUCCUGUUGACUUAAGAGUCAAUGCAUCUGAGUAUGAAAACCUCGAAAACUUACUUCGUAGAACGCAACAUCGUUUAUUUGAGAAAUUAUUGAUUUCCGAAUUAAUUGUUCCGAUAACUGCAGAAAGUAUAGUUAAUAAUCCAGUCUACGAGCGUUGCUGUGAGCUCCUGGAUGAAAAGAAACUCGAAACAAUCAAACUUGCCAUUUUAGGACCAAGACACAGCGGAAAAACAGUUGUUUUGCAUGUAAUGGCCGAAUUAUUCUACAGAAAGAUCCAAUUAUGCGAUGAUGCCGAUACAGUUUUCAUGUUUCCCUUUAAUUUCCAGAAAUACGUCGAUAUCAUUAAUAAUGGUGAGGUAGAGAACCUCUAUAAAUCAAUUAUGCGUAUAUUAAUGGACUCUUUGUUGUUUUCCAAGUUCGAAAUCUGGAAUUUCUACCAACAAAUUAAAGAAUGGUUUUUAUGUAUCCCAAUGGUUGGUUCUCUGCUCUCCAUUCCUCAAGAAAUGGAGAGAUGUCCAUUCAUUGAUACCCAAAUGAUGCGAAAAGUCGGUAAAAAGCUUCAUUCCGACCUUCAUAAUAAUUUGAAGUCUCCAAAUGAAGUCAUUUCGACAAUUAUAUCAAGUAUACCUGACUUUGCCAAGAUAUUCCAUUUCAAAACCACUUGUUUCAUCAUAGAUCACGUUUGUGAGACUCAAAAUGGUUUUUCUGGCUCAAUUGCAAAUGCGAUCGGUGAUUCCCCCUACAUUGUUUCUGGUGUUGAAGAUUCCAAGUUCAAGAGCAAUUUUAAGAAGGAUUUCACUCCAAUUAUUAUUGAAGAUUUUAUUGAACUGGAUGAUAAGCGUAGAAUCAAUUUCUGUGGUUUGUUUUUGUCCAUUGAUGAUUGCCAUGGCCUUCCUGGAGUCGUUCAUCUCUUUGAUGAUGCUUUUAAGGAAAUUCAAAAAACAUCUCAAGAAAAGAAGUCAUUUGCCAUGUUUAAGAGCCGCGCAUCAAUUUGUUCUGCAUUGAUUGCUAACCAGAAAGUACUUCUGUUGUGCGAAUGCAUCAAAGAAUUCAAUCAUUCGGAAGAAUUACUUUCUGCAAUGGACGAAUUGUCCGAAGGAACUGCAAAACUGUCUAUCGAAGUAUAA
Messenger RNA from Trichomonas vaginalis G3, 1746 nucleotides. RefSeq lists its product as uncharacterized. The transcript has a single exon. Lineage: Eukaryota; Parabasalia; Trichomonadida; Trichomonadidae. The coding region runs from base 1 to 1746 and encodes 581 amino acids. The record is from RefSeq and is a predicted model, not a curated record.